ACAACUGAAUAAACAAGUUUACCAUUAAACAAGUCAUCUAUUGUGACACAUCGUCUUACAGGAAAGAGGCGUUUGAGUAGUUUUCCUUCUAACGUAACACUAUAAUGGGGUCGUAUUUCGACCAGUUUGAAUACCAGCUCUCCUAGAACUGUUAAUUCUUUCCUGUCAUUAUUUCGUCCUGCAAUGGCGAGCGUAAUUGAAGAUGCCGAAACUUACCAGCAAUCAGGCUUAAUCGUACCUUCUUUUAAUCUCGACAAUAGCAAUGAUCUAGUGCCUCUAACUAAUCCUGCAUCUGACGUUUCAACUCUCAGACGUCCUAGCUCUUUGGGAAAUGCUUCUCGAGUAGGUACCAGUAAUCUAGGAACUAUUUUCCUUAUUGUGAAUGCCGCACUUGGAGCUGGAUUGCUAAAUUUUCCUAAGGCGUUUGAUCAAGCUGGGGGUAUUGAGGUUGCACUUAUCGUGCAAACAAUUCUUGUAAUUUUUGUGAUAGCUUCACUACUUAUCCUGGCAAAGUGCUCUGACGUAAAUGGUGCUGGAACAGUUCAGGCAGCUCUUCAUGGAGCAAGUGGAAAAAUUGGUCAGCACAUUGGUUCCUUCUGUGUAGCCUUGUACUCUUUUGGAACUUGCAUAACCUUUCUCAUCAUUAUUGGUGACCAAUUUGAUAGAGCAUUAGCCUCUUUGUAUGGACCAAAUUUCUGCAGUUAUUGGUACAUGCAAAGAGAGUUUCUUAUCCCUGCUUGUUCCACAAUAUUCAUUCUUCCACUCUGCUUCUCUCUGAGGAUUGAUUUUCUUAAAUAUGUUAGCCCCGUCGGAGUUUCAUCUAUCGUGUAUGUCGUUGUUCUAAUUGCCUACGAGUAUUUUGAAGGUGGUUACGUACCAGGACCAAUAAAAGAAAAUCCAAAUAGCUGGACAGACGUCUUCCUUGUAGUCCCGGUCAUUUGUUUCGGAUAUCAGUGCCAUGUGUCAGCAGUGCCCAUCUAUUCGUGCAUGAAAGAGAGAACAGUCAAGCGUUUCUCUGUCUGCAUGUCUUCGGCGAUCUUUAUGUGCUUAGUGGCGUAUACCGUUGCGGGAACGUUCGGCUAUCUAACUUUUGGUAGCAACGUUCCAAGUGAUAUUCUUCAAGCAUAUGACGCAUCCCAGCCUCAUGUCCUCGUUGCCAUUGUUGCAUUAGCUGCAAAAAGCUGCGCUACCUAUCCCAUCCUUGCGUUCUGUGGAAGGGAAGCGCUGAUGAGUUUAGGGCAGGAUUGUGGGUCGGCACCGUCGGGUAGCUCCGGUCAGCAGCGAGAAAAAUGGGGGCGUAUUCUCAUUUCCAUUCUAUGGUUCGGUUCCAGUCUCAUCUUGGCAGUGUUAAUACCAGACAUUGGUCAAGUAAUUCAAAUUCUAGGUAGCCUUGCUGCUGUGUUUAUCUUUGUUUUUCCGGGGAUCUGUUUGUUGCAAGUCACCCUGAGGCAAGAUCCUUCUAUGAUUCGCCGCAAAAAUCUUGUUUCGUGCCUUUUCGCUUGCAUCAUCAUUGUCGUAGGCGUUUUUCUCUUUGGACUUGUCCUCACCCAGGCCAUCAGGAUUGAUAUUGCGGCCUCAUCCUCCGACCAUUCGUCCCAUUUUCCUUCGCUAUGCAAUGUAACACAACUCACCGUGCUACGACUAGUAGGUGGUUAAUUCACCAUGACUAAAAUGUAGCUGUCUCUUCAACUUUUGUUUUAUUUCUGGUUCCGUUCGAGAAUUACAAUACACGUUUCUUUACCGAA
This is a messenger RNA of Daphnia magna, 1745 nucleotides long. RefSeq names its product putative sodium-coupled neutral amino acid transporter 7. The transcript has 7 exons. Gene Ontology annotation, biological process: amino acid transmembrane transport. The coding region runs from base 184 to 1656 and encodes 490 amino acids. The record is from RefSeq and is a predicted model, not a curated record. Gene Ontology annotation, molecular function: amino acid transmembrane transporter activity. NCBI's taxonomy places the organism in Eukaryota, Metazoa, Arthropoda, Branchiopoda, Diplostraca, Daphniidae.